Messenger RNA from Mucor velutinosus, 1194 nucleotides. RefSeq lists its product as uncharacterized. The transcript is spliced from 3 exons. NCBI's taxonomy places the organism in Eukaryota, Fungi, Mucoromycota, Mucoromycetes, Mucorales, Mucoraceae. Gene Ontology annotation, molecular function: nucleic acid binding. The coding region runs from base 1 to 1194 and encodes 397 amino acids. The record is from RefSeq and is a predicted model, not a curated record.
AUGACUGCCUACAAAUUUUAUCAAGAGGAUGGCAUUAAUCCUCCUGUAGACGAAUAUGAAAAUGAGCCUGUCAACAUGGAGCCUGCUGAAAAAGAAAAGGUUACUCGCGACGUUGAGAUGAAGAAUGCCAAAUACAAGGACACGUCUACUCGAGCCCAUAAUGUUUAUACCGAUCAAUAUAAGGCCAGGUUCUUCAACUUCAUAUACAAUGACGAUAUGACCGCCGGCAAAGCUACUAAAGCUGCCAACAUAUCUCGGUCUACUGCGUACCGAUGGUAUAAAGAUGACCAAGACAAAAUCAAUAGGAGAAGCGAUAAUGGCGAAGACACUCCUGGCUCAACUGAGACGAAGAAAGUUGGCCGAUCAAAGCUUCUCAACGAUGACCACAACGCGCACUUAAAGAAAGAGUUUGUGGACAGCCCUUCUGCCACUAUAGAUCAGGCCAUGGAAAAUUUAAUUGGAGCUUUUCCUGGCUUAAAGAUCAGUAAGUCGUUGGUCCAUCAAUAUAUGGUCAAUGACUGUGCCUUGUCAUUCAAGAAGGCCCAUCUCCACUCAAAGCAAAGAAACUCCCCUGAAAGUAUCCAAAAUCGCUACGAAUGGGUUAAGAAAUGGGAGCAAACAGAUAUGGACUACAUGUCGAACUACGUCUUCCUUGAUGCAUCUGCUUUCCUUAUCAACCUGAAGCGAACAAUGGCUUGGUCUGAGAGGGGAACUCGUGCUGAGGUGGCUGUUCCUGUACUGAGGGCCAAAACCACAACUAUUCUCGGUGCAGUAAGUGUUUGGGGCAUUACCAAUGUUCAAGUAAGAAUACCAGGUGCCUCUGUUAAGAAAAGAAAGAUAGGCGGAGGCUCUGGCAAAACACUGGAUGCUUUGGAUAAGGAUGAUAGAUUCAAAGGCUUCUAUAUCAUAAUGGAUAAUGCGCCUAUUCAUACGGCCAAUGACAUUGAAAGAUAUAUCAUUCAGCAAGGCUACAGAUGUGUAUAUCUUCCUCCAUACUCUCCUGAGCUAAACCCUAUUGAACAAUUUUGGCAUGUCGUAAAAAGCAAGCUGAAAAGAGAAAGGUUAUUGUCAGACGAGAACCUCACUAGUAGAAUAGCCGAUGUAUGUAGCAGCGUUUUGUAUAGCGAUCUUGAGGGAUUUGCUCGUUAUUUUGUCAACAAAUUUGAGGCAUGCUUGAAUAAACAGCCUUUGUAG